Molecule: messenger RNA, 2487 nt
Organism: Ectocarpus sp. CCAP 1310/34
Lineage: Eukaryota; Phaeophyceae; Ectocarpales; Ectocarpaceae
Source: the annotation of a GenBank genome assembly
CCCCCCCGCCUUCUCGGUGUUGUUUCGUUUUCAUGCACGGCACCCCCACACGUCGUCACUUGUCGUCACCCGUCCUCCUUUUCACACAAUUGCAACCCGGCUCUGCUGCAAUCGAAUUCCCACUGCUAGACCACCACACCCACCAACACACCGGGAGAGAGAUUUGAUCUUGUCCAGGGCUGCGACGAGGCAUAAAUUCCAGGAGGCGCGUUGUUCCCGCACCUAACUAGAAGAAGCCCCGGCCAACAUGUCUAAGAAAAGCUCGAACCCGGUGGUGUCCCUGACUUCCGGAUGCAUCGCUGGAGCCGUGGAAGCCAUGUGUGUGUGGCCGCUUGAAUACACCCAGCUCCAGCUUGCGGACAAGCUGCCGGCGGGCCAGAAGCCCAAGUACACCGGGGUGGUGAGCGGGCUCACGUACACCGUGCGGACAACGGGGUUCUUCUCGCUCUACCGAGGGCUGGCGCCGACCCUCCUGGGCUCGAUGCCCAAGGCCGGCAUCCGGUUCGGGGGUAACUCGGAGCUCAAGAAGAUCCUCGCGGGCAAGGAGAACAAGAAGCUCUCCUCCGGGGAGCAGUUCCUGGCGGGCUUCGGGGCGGGGGUGCUGGAGGCCAUCUUCGCGGUGACGCCCAUCGAGACCGUUAAGACAAAGGCGAUCCAGACCAAUGCCCCCUUCAUGCAGGGGGUCAGGACCAUCCUCAAGAACGAGGGGCCCGCCGGACUGUACCAGGGUGUGUGGGCUACCAUCGCCAAGCAGGGCUCCAACCAGGGACUCCGAUUCAUGUGGUUCAACAAGUACAAGGGGAUCAUCAGCAACGACGGAGCGCGACCGCUGUCUGACGUCGAGAACCUCUUGGGCGGCAUGUCCGCCGGCUGCUUCAGCACGCUGGGAAACAACCCUUUCGACGUGGUGAAGACGAGGAUGCAGGGGGUCGACGCGGCCAAGUACAAGAACACGGUCGACUGCUUCAGACAGAUUAUCAAGGCCGAGGGCGUAAAGGGCUUCUACAAGGGGGUCGUGCCCCGGCUGGGACGAGUUGUCCCCGGGCAGGGUAUCAUCUUCAUGUCCUACGAGCGAAUCCAGACGUUCGUUGCGGGGAUAGUCGAGGGGCCCAAGAAAUAGGAACCGAAUCAGUAACACACCAUCGUGCCUUCUGUUUUCGUCAGGACCAGUGUAGCCAGCACACAAGCUAGCAGCUUUUCUCAGCGUAGUUAUGGGGAGUUGUUCCGUGUUCGUAGUAUAGUAUUGUUGGUCGUCUCUUCUUUUGGCUAGGAGGAAUUUGCUUUCGGCGGCGACCACUCUCUUGCCGAUGCUUUCGAUUGGUUGCCGGAGUUGAUUUCUGUUUUGCCGCCGGCGAGAAAGGAGCACGUAAGUCGUUGUGUUUUCAUCUUCGAAACGAUCCUGCUGUUGACGAUUGACGCGCGGGGACAGACUUAAUGAGCGCGCGAAAUGACGCGCAGACGAGGCCACCCUUUUACUUGCGAGCGGCUUUCGUUGCAAGCUGUAUCUCCCUCCCUCCAGUCGAAAUCUACCCAUAUGUGUAUGUAUCUUCUCCAAGGCUCUGCUCGAGAGCUGCUGAUAGGAUGCGUCAAAAUAGGCCUUGUUUGUGGGGGCAUACGCAAAAAAUGUACGGUGGCGUUACUCGGGUUUUCGAGUGUCUGGGCGAGGGAGGGGAGGCAGGCACAGGUUACACUUUGGGGUAUGAGCGGGUGUUUCCAUCGCUAUAAGGUUGUAGCUCUGAAGAGCAGCUUGAUCGGAAGGAGCGCGGCCAACGUAAGACGAGCUUUUUGUUGAUUUUGCUGCCCCUUGGUGUGCACCGUAGUUCCCGACGGACGGCUGCUGCAUGAAGUAUGUUGUGUCUCGCGUUUGGUGAAAAGCGUCUUGUAUCACCCAGACUCGGUAUACUGUAGCCAGGGAACGGCGGUGGCACAUAAUGUGCACCACAAUUGUGGGUGUGUGUCCCCUGCGCACCAGCUUAGUGUGCGCACACGGCAGGACCGACGUGGGAAAUUCGAAGGAAAUCAAGUGUAAACAGGCUUUCUUCUCUGCCAACACAGCGCCCUUGACUCCUCUUCAUGCCAGCGGUGCUCAAGAGGAACACAGGUGCACCGAGGAGAGCGGGUUUUGGGGGGGUAGGGGGGGCAUGUGCACCGAUAUUUGAGCGCUCGGCGCUGCUGAGGCGUCCUCGGGUUUCGUGAUGAGUCGCUUCCUGACGUUUUUCAUGUUUGGUGUGUAGUUUUUGUUUUCUACUCGCGAGGGGUUGUGGUCUCUCGUUCGUUUGUGUUUUUGUCUCUCCUAACCCUAGCAUAAUAAAUGCCGUGUGUGUUUCAUGAGGCUGGAACUAAGCAGGAUUUGUUUUGGAGUGCCGGGCAUAUCAAGGGGUCGUUGGUGCUGUGCCUGCUGAGCGCUACGGUGCACAUGCUCCUGUUAGGCCGUUCCCCGUUUCUUCUUAUCGUCAAAUUGUGCGUCACACACCACACAUGAGCGGC